Messenger RNA from Sphaeroforma arctica JP610, 108 nucleotides. RefSeq lists its product as hypothetical. The transcript has a single exon. The annotation marks the transcript as partial. Lineage: Eukaryota; Ichthyosporea; Ichthyophonida. The record is from RefSeq and is a predicted model, not a curated record.
GUGUGGAUCACCAAUGCCUACGAACACGACGGCGCAAAGGUCGCGGGUGAUGAAAUCUUGGCCAAGCUGCUGGGCAUGGUCAGUGGCCACGAGUUCUUUGCCUAUUAA